Messenger RNA from Cucurbitaria berberidis CBS 394.84, 339 nucleotides. RefSeq names its product ribosomal protein 60S. Gene Ontology annotation, cellular component: ribosome; cytosolic large ribosomal subunit. Bases 1 to 339 code for a protein of 112 amino acids. The record is from RefSeq and is a predicted model, not a curated record. NCBI's taxonomy places the organism in Eukaryota, Fungi, Ascomycota, Dothideomycetes, Pleosporales, Cucurbitariaceae. Gene Ontology annotation, molecular function: structural constituent of ribosome. The transcript is spliced from 3 exons. Gene Ontology annotation, biological process: translation; cytoplasmic translational elongation.
AUGAAGCACCUCGCGGCAUACCUUCUUCUCGGCCUCGGUGGAAACACCUCGCCCUCUGCCUCCGACGUCAAGACUGUUCUAGAGUCCGUCGGUGUCGAGGCCGAUUCCGAGCGCCUUGAGAAGCUCAUCUCCGAGCUCAAGGGCAAGGACAUCAACGAGUUGAUCGCUGAGGGCUCUUCCAAGCUCGCAUCCGUUCCCUCAGGUGGCGCCGGCGGUGCUGCUGCUUCCGGUGGCGCUGCUGCCGCGUCCGGUGCUGCCGACGCUGCUCCUGCUGCGGAGGAGAAGGAGGAGGAGAAGGAGGAGUCAGACGACGACAUGGGUUUCGGACUCUUCGAUUAA